Trametes versicolor FP-101664 SS1 is the source of this 711-nucleotide messenger RNA. RefSeq lists its product as uncharacterized. The record is from RefSeq and is a predicted model, not a curated record. The transcript has a single exon. NCBI's taxonomy places the organism in Eukaryota, Fungi, Basidiomycota, Agaricomycetes, Polyporales, Polyporaceae. The annotation marks the transcript as partial.
GGGGAGAAGCCAUCAGAGUUCAAGGACUGGGGACUGCGCGCUGUCAAUCCUUUCUGGGCAGACUUACCUCACGCCAACGUCUUCUCCGCCCUGACUCCCGAUAUCCUGCACCAAUUACACAAGGGAGUGUUCAAAACCCAUCUCGUGAGCUGGGCUACGGCGGCGAUAGAGGGCGGUGCGGAUGAGAUCGACCGGCACUUCAAGGCGAUGCUCAAGCACUCUGAUCUGCGCUACUUCAAGAGCGGCAUCUCCCUCGUGUCCCAAUGGACGGGAACCGAAUUCAAGAACAUGGAGAAGUCGUUCCUAGGAGUCGUCGCAGGCGCAGUCGACGAGCGCGUCACUCGGGCUGUCCGUGCCGUGCUAGACUUCAUCUAUCUUGCUCAUUUCGAGACUCACACGGACAGUUCGCUCGAAGCCCUCCACCAAAGCUGGCUCGACUACCACAAGUACAAGGUGGUCUUUGUCGAGCUCGACAUCCGCGAGCAUUUUAACUUCCCCAAAGGUCACUCAAUGGAGCACUACGAGCCAUCAAUUCGCUCAGUGGGUACUGCUGACGGCUACAGCACAGAGCACCCGGAGCGCUUGCAUAUCGACUUCGCAAAACUCGCGUACGGGGCCAGCAACAAACAAGCGUCCUAUAUUCAACAGAUGACCCGAUGGCUAGAGCGCCAGGAGGCUGUCCACCGGUUCGCGUCGUACUUGGAAUGGGCU